AUGCAGAUCACCAGCACCCUCAUGACUCUCGCCGUCCUGGCCGUAGGGAUCAACGCCGCCCCCGCACCCCUGAACAUCAACCUCGGCGCAUACUCCCCUGCGUUGGUGGUCGGUGAUGGUGCGCUCACAUUCGGAGGCGAGGCGGAGGCUGGAAAGGCCGCUCAACAAGGCAUUGUCGCAGGCCGAGAUAUUACAAAGAGGGUGGAGAAGCGCCAGAGUGGCUUCGAUCGUGCCCUCACGUUUGCCGAGGCUGCGCUCACAAAGGGUCCCAAGAUCCAACUCGGAAACGGCGAGGGCGGUGCCGGCGUCGGUAUCAUCGUUGACAAUAACCCUACCGCUGCUGCUCAACCAAACCGUGCCGGUAAGGCUGAGAGGAGGAGAUAG
Molecule: messenger RNA, 384 nt
Organism: Colletotrichum scovillei
Lineage: Eukaryota; Fungi; Ascomycota; Sordariomycetes; Glomerellales; Glomerellaceae
Exons: 2
Coding region: 1-384 (127 amino acids)
Source: RefSeq, a predicted model, not a curated record